Messenger RNA from Toxotes jaculatrix (banded archerfish), 2144 nucleotides. RefSeq names its product translocase of outer mitochondrial membrane 40 homolog, like (gene tomm40l). The transcript has 10 exons. Bases 40 to 1065 code for a protein of 341 amino acids. The record is from RefSeq and is a predicted model, not a curated record. Gene Ontology annotation, biological process: protein import into mitochondrial matrix. NCBI's taxonomy places the organism in Eukaryota, Metazoa, Chordata, Actinopteri, Toxotidae. Gene Ontology annotation, cellular component: mitochondrial outer membrane; mitochondrial outer membrane translocase complex. Gene Ontology annotation, molecular function: transmembrane protein transporter activity.
UUCAACUUCCGGCUGCAUCGUCCUCUGGAAAUUACAACCAUGGGCAGUGUUUUGGCUGCCAGUUCCCCCAACCCUCCACCACCAGCCUCUGGCGGUGCUGCUGCCCCCGGGUUGACGGUGCCGCCGGGCUUUGGGAUGCCCCCCGUCUCCACAGUUAUCCCUUCGAAUGGAGCAUCCUCCGGACAGCAGGAGCAGGCAGAAAACCCUUUGCCUAACCCGGGAGCGUUUGAUGAGUGUCAUCGCAAAUGCAAAGAGGUUUUCCCCAUGCAGAUGGAAGGCGUCAGGCUAGUUGUCAACAAAGGUCUUAGCAAUCACUUCCAGGUGAAUCACACCGUGCUGCUGAGCACCAUGGGCGAUUCCAGCUACAGGUUUGGUGCUACAUACGUUGGAUCAAAGCAGACGGGUCCAGCAGAGUUUUUUCCAGUCAUGGUGGGAGACAUGGACAACAGUGGCAGCCUAAACGCCCAGAUCAUUCACCAGAUCACCAACAGAAUACGAUCCAAAGUGGCCUUCCAGACACAACAACAGAAGUUUGUGAACUGGCAAGGUGAUGCUGAGUUCAGGGGAGAAGAUUUUACUGCAACCAUUACACUUGGAAACCCAGAUGUCCUCGUUGGCUCUGGUAUUGUUGUAACACACUACCUCCAGUCCAUAACGCCGGCUCUGGCUCUGGGAGGGGAGCUGGUUUACCACCGCAGGCCAGGAGAGGAGGGCGCAGUGAUGUCUUUAGUUGGCAGAUACACAGGCAGCAACUACAUCGCCACGUUGACACUGGGCUCAGCGGGAGCUCAUGCUUCUUACUACCACAAAGCCAAUGAUCAGUUGCAGGUCGGUGUGGAGUUCGAGGCGAGCACACGCAUGCAAGACACCAGUGUGUCAUUCGGUUACCAGCUAGAUGUGCCUAAAGCCAAUUUACAGUUUAAAGGUUCAGUAGACAGUAACUGGAUAGUUGGUGCGACAUUAGAAAAGAAGUUGCUCCCUCUGCCGCUCUCUCUGGUCCUCUGCUCCUUCCUCAACCACCGCAAGAACAAGUUCCAGUGCGGCUUCGGCGUCACUAUCGGUUAGACUGACUGAACGGUUCACGACCUGCAGACGGACUUCACAGAACAGACAGACCUGCUCUGGACGAACACACUAUGCCAUGUGCUGUACACUACUGUGUGUCCCAUCACCUCAAACUGUCUCCGACCUCUUUGGCAGAUUCGGUUAUUGUGUUAUUCCUUUCCCUAAAUCAUGAUUCAUCGGAUGUGAGGCGCAGAAACACUGAGUUAAUUAUUAACACAAGUUAAUAAUGUAAAUCAAACGACUUCAGUCCUUCAGUUGCCUGAAUGAUCAGAAGUGUAACAAAGAUUAGUCAGGACUUUGUUGACUGGACUCUCGACAUGAACACACAACCCAGUAGGCGGUACAAAGACAUAACACAUGACGUAACAGAAUUAUAGAGCUCUUUGUUUUUGUCACUGAGUUCAGUGCCUGUCGCGUUUUGUCUUGAAUUUUAUUCUUUUUUUUUUUUACUCCUGUCUCGGCGUGCAGUGAAUGAAAUUGUCGUCUUUUGCUUGUUUAAAGGUGACUUGUUGGUUAUCAGGAAGGGGUGUGCUGUACUGUAUUGUCACGUUCACAAUUCAUCUCUUGUUUUGUUGCCUUUUUUAUGUUACAUGCAUUUGGAACCGUAUAUAUGACUUGUAUAUACCUCUGGGAAACUGAUAAAUACCAUUUCUUACAAAAGCUGCAUGUCUCGGUCGUUGUCCUUCAGUCGAUGUUGUCUCUGCUGAACAGUGAGUGUAUGCGAAUUUCACAAGGAGGACUUUUAUUUUUCGAGUCUGUUCAGAUUUUAUAACCGUAGAUCCCAGAUCCAUGCCUUUCACACUUUCCCAAAUAAUUUUAAUUAAAAAGUUUGUGUCACCCCCACCAGCUGUAAUCCCAGAAGAAAGGAGGUUUUGUUAAAUGAAACAGGUGUUGUACAGGUGAUGUUGUUAGCCAAAAAUCAGUCCCGAAUCUCAGUGGUCACGGUACGAAAGGAGGACAGAUGGAUCAGUUCACCUGGAAAUGGAAAUGGUCUUUUCCUGAGGUGAUUAAAGCUGCUGGAAUUGGAAGUGGAAUUUCCAGGAGCAUUGAAGUUGUACUUGAGGCUUGUGGCGACUGAA